Molecule: messenger RNA, 2073 nt
Organism: Paramormyrops kingsleyae
Lineage: Eukaryota; Metazoa; Chordata; Actinopteri; Osteoglossiformes; Mormyridae
Source: RefSeq, a predicted model, not a curated record
CCGGUAUGAGAUUCGUUUUUUCCAGCCGGGGUGAUCCCGCAAAAUGCAGGACUGAUGGCAACCCUAUUUUCAACAGGAGCUGACUUAAUUGAGGCAUUAGGAGGCAGAAGACGUCAGUUUGAAGAGAGCCUCCAUCAGAACAACAUCAAUUCUACUAAAAUUGAAGCAAGAACUAACAUCAAAUUCACGGAGACGCUUGUGUAGAAGAACGGUGUCAGUGCCAACUGGGAAGUCUCUACCUGAACAAGUUAAGAUUGUUGAGGUUGGGCCUAGAGAUGGCCUGCAGAAUGAGAAGACUGUAGUUCCUACUGAGGUGAAAAUCGAGCUCAUCAACAUGCUGUCAGAAGCUGGACUUCCUGUCAUCGAAGCCACAAGUUUUGUCUCCCCAAAAUGGGUCCCGCAGAUGGCAGACCAGGAAGAGGUGAUGCGAGGAAUCCAAAGACGACUGGGAGUUCGCUACCCUGUGCUCACUCCUAACCUGAAGGGAUUCCAGGCAGCACUGAAUGCCGGUGCUGAGGAGGUGGCUGUUUUUGGAGCAGCAUCUGAGCUAUUCAGCAAGAAGAAUAUCAACUGCUCAGUGGAAGAGAGCCUGCAGCGCUUUGAAGAAGUCGUUAGAGCAGCAAAAGCAGCCAACGUGACAGUGCGGGGCUAUGUAUCGUGUGUCCUUGGAUGCCCAUAUGAAGGACAGGUGUCCCCAGAUAAAGUGGCUCAGGUAGCCAAGCGCCUGUACAGCAUGGGCUGCUAUGAAGUGUCUCUGGGUGACACCAUCGGGGUGGGAACUCCAGGCAGCAUGCGGGCGAUGCUGAGUGCUGUGAGCUCCCAGGUGCCGCUGGGCGCGCUGGCUGUGCACUGCCACGACACGUACGGCCAGGCGCUGGCUAACAUCCUCACUGCCCUGCAGAUGGGGGUGAGCGUAGUGGACUCCUCUGUGGCAGGACUGGGAGGAUGUCCGUAUGCCCAGGGGGCUUCUGGGAACGUGGCCACUGAAGAUGUGGUGUACAUGCUGCACGGCCUGGGAAUCCACACUGGUGUUGACCUAACCAGGGUUAUGGACGCUGGAGCCUUCAUCUGCCGCUCACUCAACCGCAGGACCAACUCGAAGGUGGCCCAGGCCUCCUGCAAACUCUAAGCCUCCCCAUCCAUGGGCACCACCACCUUCUGCCCUGUAGUUAUUCUGUAUAGAACACAUCAGAUUUAUACGAGAACCAGUCAAGGCCUGCGUAAAUAUGGAGAUAUUCAGGAAAAUACUAUGAUUUUUGUAGUGGUCAUCUCAAACUUUCCAACAUCGAUUUUCAGAUGUAAAUAUAUUUUGUAGGUCUGUCAUUUUAUUGGGAAAUAUUAGAUGUCAUGCAUUGAUCUUUGUGCUUAUGAGUGGAUGUUGCCAUUACAGACAGAAAUCGUUUGGUGAAUUUGGUAUCUGAGUAAUGAGUAAUAAGCCCAUAUCAAACCUUCCUUUUUUAGGGAAGAUUGUUGAAAAGGUUGUUUUUCAGCAACUUAGUUCUUUCAUGGUGCAGAAAAAUAUCUGCAAUGCUUUUCACUGGAUUUCAAUAACACAGGAUUGAGACUGCACUUGAUAAAGUUUUAAAUUACAUCUAUCUGAGCAGUGAUGAAUCAAACAUCUCCGUUUUGGUAUCACUGGAUCUCAGUGCUACAUUCAACAUGGUUGACCAUAAGCUAGACAAGUGAGAAAAGUGGGUGGGACUUUUUGGCAGAGUGUUAUACUGGUUUGAAUCAUGUUUACGAGAUAGGGACUCCUGUGAGUCUAGGUAAUUAUGAAUUCCUCAAGGGUCCAUCCUUGGGCCUCUUCUAUUCAACAUGUACAUGCUCCCCCUUGCUCAGAUUAUGGAACACUGUAACAUCUCCAUAACCAUAAAUGCAGAUGACGCACAGCUCUACAUUACAGUGUCACCACAUGACCAUAGUCUCUUAGAGUCACUAAAUACUGAAGGAGUCAAUGAGUGGAUGUGCCAGGAUUUUCCACCAUACAGAAAAAUCUUUGUAUUUGGGUCCAAACAGGAAGGAUUAGUACUUAGUGCUCAGCUUGAAUCCAUGACAAUAAAACCUACAAAUCAA